GCGCACGCGCGCUGGGAUCCGGCUCGGGCGAGCGCGCGGCCGACGACUGCUGGUGACUAGUAUGCAGAUACUCACACCCUGACCUGACAGCCAGACUACUGACAUGGCCCACCGGGGUGGGGAGAGGGACUUCCAGACUUCAGCUCGGCGGAUGGGUACCUCCCUGCUCUUCCAGCUCUCAGUGCACGAGCGGGAGCUGGACCUCGUCUUUUUGGAUCAUAGCUAUGCUAAACCAUGGAGUGCCCACCCAGAUGCCAGUAGUGCCCGCCCCACCCGCUUGCUCUUUGUAACUCCCCGUCGGCAGCAGGAGAAUACUAUCGAAUCAGACGUUCCAAUAGAUGUGGAGACGGUCACGGCAAUUCCUGUACCACUCUAUGACAACCAGAAGGCACGGAGUGUGAUGAAUGAGUGUGAACGGCACGUUAUCUUCGCCAGGACAGAUGCAGAUGCUCCUCCUCCCCCGGAAGACUGGGAAGAGCAUGUCAACAGGACUGGCUGGACAAUGGCUCAGAGCAAGCUAUUUAACAAGAUCCUCAAAGCCCUGCAGUCUGACCGGCUCGCCCGACUGGCCAACGAAGGGGCUUGCAAUGAGCCUGUGCUUCGUCGUGUCGCUGUAGACAAGUGUGCAAGGAGGGUGCGACAGGCUCUGGCAAGUGUAAGCUGGGACACCAAGCUGACCCAGUGGCUCCAUACCACCCUUGUGGAGACCCUGAGUCUGCCCAUGCUGGCUGCUUAUUUGGAUGCUUUGCAGACACUGAAAGGGAAGAUCCCAACCCUGAUCGACCGGAUGCUUGUGUCGUCCAACACUAAGACAGGGGCCGCAGGGGCAGAGGCCUUGUCGCUCCUCCUCAAGAGGCCCUGGGACCCUGCUGUCGGCGUGCUUUCUCAUAACAAGCCCAGCAAGCUCCCGGGCUCUCCCUUGAUCCUCAUCGCCUCCUCUGGACCCUCCAGCUCUGUGUUCCCUGCCUCACGCCGCCAUCGCUUCUGGCAGUCACAGCUUUCCUGCUUAGGCAAGGUCAUUCCUGUAGCCACGCAUCUGCUGAACAACGGUAGUGGAGUGGGAGUUCUGCAGUGCCUUGAGCACAUGAUCGGAGCGCUGAGGAGCAAAGUGCUGGAGAUUCACAGCCAUUUCCCACACAAACCCAUCAUCUUGAUUGGAUGGAGUACAGGAGCUGUGGUGGCCUGUCAUGUGUCUGUGAUGGAGUACGUCACUGCGGUUGUCUGCCUUGGGUUUCCUCUGCUUACUGUGGAUGGCCCCCGGGGGGAUGUGGAUGACCCUCUCUUGGACAUGAAGACUCCAGUCCUCUUUGUCAUCGGUCAGAACUCUCUACAGUGUCACCCCGAAUCCAUGGAGGACUUCCGGGAGAAGAUUAGAGCGGAAAACAGCUUGGUGGUGGUGGGGGGAGCGGAUGACAAUCUCAGAAUAAGCAAAGCAAAGAAGAAAUCAGAAGGGUUGACUCAAAGCAUGGUGGACAGAUGUAUUCAGGAUGAGAUCGUGGACUUCCUGACUGGGGUGCUCACUCGUGCUGAAGGGCAUGUGGGAUCUGAACCUAGGGAUCAGGAUGCUGAGAAGAAAAAGAAGCCCCGGGACUUGCCCCGAAGAGACUUGGCCUUUGAAAUUCCCGAGCGAGGCAGUCGACCUGCUUCCCCAGCUGCCAAGCUCCCUGCCUCCCCCUCAGGCUCAGAGGAUCUCUCCAGUGUGUCCAGUAGCCCCACGUCCAGCCCUAAGACCAAAGUGGCCACUGUGACCUCUGCCCAGAAGUCCAGUCAGAUUGGGACUUCCCAGCUGCUGAAAAGACACGUACAGAGGACAGAAGCUGUGCUGACCCACAAACAAGCCCAAGCACAGUUUGCUGCUUUUCUGAAACAAAACAUGCUGGUGAGGAAAGCUUUUCCUCCCGGCGCCUCCUCCUGUCUCUUUGUUCCUAUUUCAUCAGAGCCCAUGGAGGAGCCAGAGAAGGAGGAGCUUAGGGUCCAGCUGAAGCGGUACCACCCUUCCAGUCCUCUUCCUGGCGCAAAGCCUUCCAAGCGACCAAAGAUCAAGGUGUCCCUCAUCUCCCAGGGGGAUGCGGCUGGAGGGCCUUGUGCUCUCCCUCAAGGUGGAGCACCUGAAGUUGCAGGGGGGAAACCCAUCACCAUGGCGCUGGGAGCUUCAGUGGGAGCCAAGGAACUCACGGGACUUCUCACCACAGCCAAGUCAAGUUCUUCUGAAGGCGGAGUUAUGGCCAGUGCAGCCCCAUCUGUGGCCCCCGGCAGUGCCACACCCAACGCCAUCCACACACUGCAGAGCCGCCUGGUGGCCACGUCUCCUGGCAGCUCCCUUGCAGGAGCCGCUUCAGCCAGCAGCCUCCUCCAAGGCCUCAGCUUCAGCUUACAGGACAUUAGCAGCAAGACCUCUGGCCUCCCAGGAAGUCCCUCCCCAGGGCCAGCUCCUCAGGCCACCAGUGUGAAAUUGCCAACCCCCAUGCAGAGCCUGGGUGCCAUCACCACGGGCACGAGCACCAUUGUCCGGACCAUCCCUGUGGCCACCACUCUCUCCUCCUUGGGUGCCACGCCUGGUGGGAAGCCCACUGCCAUCCACCAGCUGCUGACCAAUGGGGGCCUCGCUAAGUUGGCAAGCAGUCUACCUGGCCUGGCUCAGAUUUCUAACCAAGCAUCAGGCUUAAAGGUCCCCACCACCAUUACCCUGACACUCCGUGGCCAGCCAAGCAGAAUCACCACCCUAAGCCCUAUCGGCUCAGGAGCAGCACCAUCCGAGGAGCCCACCUCCCAGAUUCUGCCCUCUAGCUCACAGCGCCUGCCUCCAGCACCGUGAAUGAGCCAGAGAUAGGCCCUCCUUACCAGGUUGGUGACAGCUGCCUCAAGGUGAACCGUGUGGUCCUGCUGAGCCGUCUGAGUGUCUGAAGACAUCCCCAAGACAGUUGUUUUCACCUCUCUACCAGCUGUCUGUGGGGCUGGGCCUCUGGGCCUGAGAGAGCCUUAGGGUGGGUGAUACGGUGCCAGCAAGGGGCGUGCUAUCCAGGGCCAGCAAGUGGGUUCCUGGAAUCCCCAGCAGGACUGGCCAUGUGUGGAUUGUUGGCGUUCUACCCUAACACUAAUGCAGUUUGACUCCGCUGUCAGUGUGGAGCUGCUCACUCAAGUUUCCGGUGAAGGCAGGGGGAAGUGGGCUGCUAGCGCUCAGCCCUUCAGCUGCCGGGGAAGAGAGGAACGAUGGUUCCAGGCCCCCUUCUCUGGUGCAUGUCCUGUACCAGAGAGGCUGUAGGUACAGAAAUACUGAAGGUGAGGGAUGGAGCAGCCCGAGGGAAUGGUUGGCAAGACAACACCCCCAGACCUGAUGCUGAUGGCGCUUUGGGCUGGGGACUCUGCAUGACACUUGACCUAAGAUUAACUAGAGAAGUGGGAAUAGCCAAGUCAGAGGGAGCCUGGAGCCGCCUGUGGUGCCUGGUGCUGAAGCAGGUUGACAGCUACCAUGCUGUCCCCGCUGUUUAGGAAGGUGGGGCUGUGCUUCAGAGUUCGUUUCCUUUCCUUAGAACCUUGUCUCCCUACUUAGCGCUAGGAAGGGUGUAGCGGCCACUGUGCGAGGCUUGGUGCCGGCCAGAACCUGCUGUGACACUGCUGUGACACUGCACAGGUAGCCUGGACUCUGGUUCUGAAUUUGUGUUCCAGUGCAGGCUCCUUUCCUUUUCAUGUGUAGAACGUUCCCUGAAGAGAGAAGUAAAGUAAAGCUACGCCAAAGCCUCCCACUUGUAAUCUGAGUGGAGCGUGGUGCUGAGGAGCGUCAGGUCAGAGGUGUGGUAGCAGUGGAGAGCGGCCCCAUCCUCGUGUGCACACCCCUGCCUGCGCUGUGAUGCUGCAUGCACAGAGCCUCACAGUGGGCUGCAUUCUGAAAGUCAGAGGGCGUUCAGUGACGUUGAGAAGGUAUGAAAUCUGGAAGAGGCCUCCAGUGCGGCCUUCCAGGCCUCCAGAAGCUCUGUAGCUCAGAGCAUAUAACCACCAGGAGAGAGAGGGUGAGGUGGGCUCUGAAACGCGGAGGGAUAUUUAGGUUGGCAGAGGGCCCUGAACAACCUUAGGACUUAGGAGAACCGCUUGAACAACACUGGAGGGGCUGCUCCUGAAAGCUGCUGCCCUUGUGUUCUGGAACCAAAGAAAGCGUGUACUCUGCUCUGGUGGUGGUCUGUGUGCAUCCCAUGGGUGACUUCUGAGGCAUGGCCUGUAUACCUUGAGGAACUGCGAAACUGGGGGAAGGGACAAACAACACACAUCUUCACCUUGGGGACUGACCGACAAGGGAGUGGCUGGAACCUGUAGGUCACACUCCUCAGAUCCCAUCUUGUGGCAGGCUUGAGGCUUCGCCUCAGAAGGUAAUACUCGUAUGGAGUAUGUAGAUGGAUCAGGAAGGCUUUAAAUUCUCGGGCAACAGAUGUAUUGUAAAUGCCCCAUGGAGGAUGUCUGUGGCUUUGAGAAGAGGUCACAGGGACAGAGACUUGUCCACCUUUGGUUGUAUCACUAUAUUAAUUUGGAGGUGUAUGAAUUCAUAAAAGUGAGCCAUAGUGAUGGCUCUGAUCUUAUGUUAGCAAAAAGAAUAAAAAAAAAAA
This is a messenger RNA of Phodopus roborovskii (desert hamster), 4595 nucleotides long. It is a transcript of the gene Kansl3, whose product is annotated as KAT8 regulatory NSL complex subunit 3. The record is from RefSeq and is a predicted model, not a curated record. NCBI's taxonomy places the organism in Eukaryota, Metazoa, Chordata, Mammalia, Rodentia, Cricetidae. Gene Ontology annotation, cellular component: NSL complex. The coding region runs from base 104 to 2815 and encodes 903 amino acids. The transcript is spliced from 22 exons. Gene Ontology annotation, biological process: positive regulation of transcription by RNA polymerase II.